AGAAGCACGUCCUCCUUUCCUUGUGUUUUGGAUGCUAGGGAGCAGAAAGGUGGGGUCAGGGUGGAGGGAGUCUGCAGGUCUCCUGAGUUCAAAUUCUAAAGGAGGAAGAGCUCUAAAGCUGCCUCUGUUACUGCUGCAGCCAAGGCAAGGGGGAGGGGGUGUGUGCUGUCUGUGUUCUGCCAGCUUGCUGAUGCUUCUUCCAUGUUUUGUAGGUGAUCUACAUGCUUCUUCAGGUUCAUAUGCCCAAAGAAAACUGGCGAUAAACAAGGCACGAUGAUAGUGACAGUUUAGAUUUCUCUAAUGAUGAGACAUUUUGAAAAAUUUCAGACCAGGUUUGCAGUGCUUUGAAAAGAAAGAGUGUUAGAAUCCUGGAGGAGCUAUUCAAAGAUUUUUCUUAAGAGGGAAGAUUCUCUUAAGGGUAAAAAUCUGAAAGGUUGGGGGUGAACUGUAGCAGAUCUCGAGGCUUUGGACCCCUGGGAAGGCCUGAAAAAUGUAUGCACUUCAUCAUGAUGACGACAUCUGGGUCAAGAGGUGACUCCAGCAGGAAUUCUGAAGAGCCACAACGAUGUGACAAAGAAUAAUGAGUAGUACCUACUGUGGCAACUUUUCCGCUAAGAUGAGUGUCAACGAAGUAUCAGCUUUCUCAUUGACCCUGGAGCAAAAAACUGGCUUUGCUUUUGUUGGGAUUCUGUGUAUCUUCUUGGGACUUCUCAUUAUCCGAUGCUUCAAAAUCCUCUUAGACCCGUAUAGCAGCAUGCCUUCCUCUACAUGGGAAGAUGAAGUGGAAGAGUUUGAUAAAGGGACAUUUGAAUAUGCACUUGCCUGAAUUCCAGUGUUGCAGUUCUUAGCAUUAUGCCAUUGGAACACAUGGUGGAUACAGUUGUCGUUGCCUAGAACGUAUCUAAGAAGGGCCUGUUUCAUUAGUUGACUUCAAUAAAUGUGUGUGGUUAAUUUAUC
This is a messenger RNA of Erinaceus europaeus (western European hedgehog), 957 nucleotides long. RefSeq names its product cortexin 2 (gene CTXN2). The record is from RefSeq and is a predicted model, not a curated record. NCBI's taxonomy places the organism in Eukaryota, Metazoa, Chordata, Mammalia, Eulipotyphla, Erinaceidae. The transcript has 2 exons. Bases 581 to 826 code for a protein of 81 amino acids.